ACCGGCGGAGGUGCCGUCAAUGCGCAUGCUCCCGCCUUGAGCCGGUCCUCGCGCAGCCUUUGAAGCCGGCGGCCGAAGCCGGCGGUACGCGCAUGCGUGUCUCCAGGAGCUGGUCUCCCGACCCGGCGGGAAGCCGCGGCUCGCAGGUUUGGAGCCAGACCAGUCGGAAGUGGCUCCUUCACCGGCCCUCUGUCAAGCGGAAACUCGGGCACUGGAAGGGAGGUUCCGGGGCUGCUCGGGGCUGGAGGCGGCCGAAUGGAGACCGGGGCCGUGGACGCGCCGCUGACCCGCCGCCCGACGUUGGCGGCUUCCUGGGAUGCCGCCUGCGGAGCCCUGGCCCAGAGCCUCCGUCUCGCCCGGGCGGGUCUCGGCGCCCGGGACGCCGACUGGGAGCAGCUGCUGGCGCCGCCUGCCACGGGCCAGGAUCUGGUGAUUUUGAAAAGGAGCUUGCACCGCCAGGGUGAAAACCCCUGCUUCCUUCACGUGAGAUGUGACCCUCGUGGAGGUGAAGAAAUGGUUUCUGUUGGCGUCUUAAGUUCAGCACGAAAUAUGGAAGUGUACUUGGGAGAGGAGUACUGUGGCACCAGCAGGGGCAAGAGUGUUUGUAACGUUCUGGAUAACAGUGAACAGGAAAAGAUUACUUUGUACAAAACAUACCUAAAAUUGGAGUCUUCCACACGUGCUUGUAAAAUAAAGCUGCUCUCGUUUGGUGAAAAGCAGUGUGUGUUCAUCAGUAGAGUCGUGGUCCACGUGAGGCCCGUUUCCCCGGCGUCUCCGGCAAGCUGUCCUCCUCUGGGGCCAAGGAUAGACCUGGAGCGGGUCCAAACCAUCCUGGAGUCCAUGGGCUCCAAGCUGUCACCGGGAGCUCAGCAGCUGAUGAGUCUGGUUCGGUUUCAGCAGCAGCAGAUGUGCAUUCCCAUCGGCGAGCCGCCCCAGUCGCCUCGGGGAAGCGCUGGCUCCACGCCCGGGGUGGGAGCACGAGCAUCCUCCAGUUCGGGAGCCUCGGCCAAGUCGACCUCCACACCUUUUCCCUUCCGAACCGGCCUGACGUCUGGAAACCGGACCGAAGACGUGCAGGCUCACCCGGCCCAGAGGACGCAGCCAGCGGCCGGGGGCCCUGUUACCCGCCUCCAGGAGUGUCCCAUGGGGCCACAGAACCAGUCUCUUCUUGAGAAUGAGCUUAAGGCUGCAGUCUCUUCUUUCUCCCCGAAGAGAGCGGGUGACAGCGCCCCCGUAGCUAACUCGGAGCUGCCACCUUUCCUCCAGAACCUGUGUCGUCAAGUGAGCCAUCUCCGCCUGGGACCUCUCAGCAAGUGGCAGGAGAGCAUCACCCGGCCCGGCGAAGGCCCUGCUGGGCUUCCAAUGGACGAACAAUCCAUUUGUUCCUCCUUGGAAAAGAUGCUUUCUAAAAACAUGGAACUGAUGGAGAAGAAACUCACGGACUACAUCGAUCAGCGAAUUUAUAAGCUCCAGGAGCACCUAGAUAAUAAGAUUGCUUUGUUGGUGGACUUGCUGCAAAAUCCCAACUCCCCACCCUCUGGGAUGCCUCUAAGACAUUAUGACUCUGGAGAAAGACUUUCAAAUGGAGAAAGAUAAGCACUCAACACAUACAGAGUACUACAGAUAUUUAUUAAGUAUUUAUUACAAAGCCAAAACAUCAAAGCAGCUAUUUAACGUCAUUUGAGGGUCACUGUUGACUUAUAUAAAGUGACCUCAGUGUUCACUUUAACUGUACCAUUAUUAUAAAUCCAGUACUGUGUACUAAGCGUUAACGUGAUAAGAUCCUGAGGUAUUUUUGUUUGCCAUUUCUUUCACGUUUAUAAGAAAUUCGCAUAUACUUUUGAAUUGCUUACGUGUUCCAUUUGUUUGUUUGUUUGUUUGUUUUUGGCUACACCUGUGGCACAUAGAAGUUCCCAGGCCCUGCACUGAAUCCCAGCCACAGCUGCGACUUGGUCCACAGCUGCUGCAACAUCAGGUUCUUUAACCCACUGUGCCAGGCCUGGGAUGGAGACCACACCUCUGUAGCUGCCUGAGCUGCCGCAGUCAGAUCUUAACUCACUGCACCAUAGUGGGAACUCCAAGAGUUCAUACUUGCUAAGGAUCUCUAAUGCAGUUCAUUAGUUUGUAAUGUAUAUGUUUGAUUAGAGUACUCUUUUUUUUUUUUUUGUCUUUUGCCAUUUCUUUGGUGCUCCCGCAGCAUAUGGGGGUUCCCAGGCUAGAGGGUGAAUCAGAGCUGUAGCCACCAGCCUACGCCGGAGCCAUAGCAACUUGGGAUCCGAGCUGCGUCUGCAACCUACACCACAGCUCCUGGCCACGCCAGAUCCUUAACCCACUGAGCAAGGCCAGGGAUCGAACCUGCAACCUCAUGGUUCCUAGUUGGAUUCGUUAACCACUGAGCCACGACAGGAACUCCUCGAGUACUCUUAAUUUUUACAAAGACCUUAUGUUUUAGGGGUAUUAAAAAUGCAUAGUGGACUUGAUUAAUAUUUUUUGUUUUUCUAAUUUAUUAUUCUUAGAAAGCUGGAUACUUAAGACUUGUAGCCUUGGAAUCCCCUGGUGGCUCAGUGGGUUAAGGAUCCAGCAUCGUCACUGCUGUGGCUCAGAUUGCUGCUGUGGCAUGGGUUCAAUCCCUUGCCUGGGAACUUCUGCCUGUGGGGGUUGGGGGAAUGCAGCCAACAACAAAACAAACGCUUUGCAACCUUUAAUUCCAGAUCACCAUAUUACCCUUUUCAUUGUUUAUUUCAAAAAAGAACAGUUAGAUGUGAUGUUUGGCAUGUGUAAAAUUGGUUUACAUUGGGGUCAUUAAUCUUAUGUUCUGUCACAUUGUAGCUGUGGGUAGAAAAGUGAAAAUUAGAACUGACCUAUUUGUUAGGACCGUUACAUUAGAGUUAAUGACUGAUGUACAAGGAGAGAUGUGAUCUUGUUUUAUUUUAGUCCAGAAGGUAGACUUUUUCCAUACAGCUCCUUUUUCAAUACAGCUUCCUCUUUGCAGAGCGCUUUUCUGUUUAAAGUGUGAAAUGCUGAAGUUCUGCAUUGAAGGUGAAAGCACAUGAAUCAAGGAGAUGGCAGUGCUCUCUGGCAGACUUCAUUUGCAGAAAUUAUACCUGUUAUAUAUGUGUCAUAAGGUGAUAUAUUUUCAUCUAAAGAAUAAAUGCAUCCACUGUGGAAACUACUUGUCUUAAAUAAAAAUACUUUCUUCUCAUCUAA
Sus scrofa (pig) is the source of this 3207-nucleotide messenger RNA. It is a transcript of the gene C14H10orf88, whose product is annotated as ATPase PAAT. NCBI's taxonomy places the organism in Eukaryota, Metazoa, Chordata, Mammalia, Artiodactyla, Suidae. The record is from RefSeq and is a predicted model, not a curated record.